This is a messenger RNA of Aureobasidium uvarum, 3564 nucleotides long. The record is from the annotation of a GenBank genome assembly. NCBI's taxonomy places the organism in Eukaryota, Fungi, Ascomycota, Dothideomycetes, Dothideales, Saccotheciaceae.
GCCAUGGGCCUGGAGAAGAAGGAUGUGAUCACGGCAGGUCUGGCCGCUCUCGUCUCGUGGUUGCUGCUCACGCACUGGGUGCCGUCGUUCCGCUGGAUCCCCUACGCCUUUGUCACUGGUUGUCUCGUAACCCUCGCCGGCCUGGCAUUCCUCCUCGUAACCUCGUCCAAAGGUGUCAACUUCCGCUACAACCAUGCGACUACCAUCAAACCACCGGCCUUCGUCACCCCUGCGCUCUGGAAGCAAGAGAAGGCUGCCCUCAAGACGCGCUCACGAUACGACAAGACGCCAAUCUACCCUUCGUCGGCAAACGUCUCGCUGAGCAUCGACGGCUUACUGGACUAUGUCCUCCGCGACUUCAUCACCGUAUGGUACAAGAACAUCAGUCUUCGACCGCUCUUCCAGAACGAGGUGGAUCGUGCCAUCAGACAAGUCCUGGACAAUGUGCGCAGGAGGACCCAACAACUCGACAUGGUCGAACUCGCUGUCGCCAGGAUCGUCCCAAUCUUGACAAACCAUAUGCGCGACUUCUACAAUGCCGAGCGAACCGUCAGAGGCAAGAACCUGUCUCGCGACAUGACCGAGUCUGAAGAGUUGGAUCUUGCUAUCGCUGCCAAGUUCAGAGACGGCAAGCUUCAUCCAGCCGCAGCUCUUGCCUUUUCCGAUACCAAACUUCUGCAGCAGACUCAUCUGCGUCGCCUGGUUUCUAAGAUACUACCCCUGGUCAUGCCCGAGUAUAUGAAGACCAGUGCAGCUGUAUCCACACUGGUCAAGGAAAUUGUCGCCUGUGCUGUCCUCGCCCCUAUCGUUCUGAUGCUAUCCGACCCCGAUUUCUUCAAUCAGCUCAUUGAAAACUCUGGACGUACCAUGCUUCAAGACCGCAAGUCUGUUCGCAAACUACGAGCUGCACUAGACGAGCAUGCUGUGCCCACCCCUCAGAAUCCCAAAGCCGGUCAGUUCCCUCGCCUCAGGCCAAACGACAACGAAAGACAAUUCGAGAGGUUUAUUCGUGCGACCCGCAAUUGUGCCACCCUGUCCGACGCUAGGCGCUUUCGCAGUGAAAUCUCCAGUCAAGUUCGAAAGGCUACUUCUGGCCCUGAGCAAGAUCCUGUCUAUCUCCGUCGCCUGGAAUCUGGACGUCGCAUUCUGGAUCAGAAGAUCGCUCACUUUACUGCCGGAGGUACUUCUAGACCCAAACUGACUGUAAAAGCUUCUACGUCCAGUGUUGAGCAAAGGUCGAGGUUGAGUCAAGCCUCUCUAGAUGAAGUUCUGCACAAUGCAUCCGGCCUUUCGUACUUUAUGGAGUUUAUGGAUAGGAAAGGUCGCAUGCGUCUCGUGCAGUUUUGGAUCGUGGUGGACGGUUUCCGUAACCCACUCGAGGCAGAUAACGAUGAGCCAGAGCAGGAGCUCCGAGACACCCCUUGGAGCCCCUCAGACAGGAUGGAUCUGGAGCAGAUGUAUGAAGCCUAUCUCACAAAACCCGAGCUCAAUGUUCCGGAUCACGACAGGCAGACAGUUCGAGACUUUCUAAGAGCUGGUAAGUCAGCAGAUGCUCGCCUUUAUGUUUCUGCUCGACGUGCCGUCCUUCGCGCGCAAGCGUCCGUCUUCGAAGAGAUGAAAGAACAGCAUUUCGACAACUUCAGAAAGUCAGACUUGUUCUACAAAUGGCUUGCCACGGAAGAGAGCUCGAUCAUGUCAGCCAACUUUGAAGGUUAUCCGGAGCUGUCGAGAUCAUUGUCGGUUGGUGGAGAAAGAGAUAGACCGCUGCACCGAGAAGCCCGACCAGCGGCUAUACUUUCUCCUAAGUCGCCUCGGGCGCCCGAGCUCCGAAGGCCGGCUAUGUCGUCUAGCGAUCUGAAGAGCUUCAUCAAACCCAGUGUUGUCGCCAGCCCUGUACGGCAGUCAAUAGAUGGUGAGAGACCUCGACCGUUAUUUGAUGACGAUGUCGAAGAUGAACGUUUGACUCGAUCUGUCUCUGCACUUAGUAGUAUGGAUUUAGAGAUCGAGGGCGACCAACAUCAGGAUGAUUCCGCCCAAGUUGUUGAUGCUAUGCAAGCUGCUCUGAACGAAAUCAUGGACGAACCAGACAACGGUUCGAUCCUUUCUUCGGAGAAUCUAGGCGUGAGUAUUGAAUCGCCAAGAACCUCCCUAGACGGUGCAAGACCUACUCUAGCCCAAACAAGAUCCAAACCUAGCAUUGCUUCUCUAGGUUUAGUGGGAGCAGUAUCAAGUAAAGGAGUCUUUGAGGAUGACCUGUUUGGUGAAGAGGAGAAGUUUGCUGAGGAUGAAAAAGAGGAUUCUGACUUAGCAGACAAACUGGUUGAUGAUGACAUUCAUGAGGCCGCACCUGGUGAUCUUGGACUCACAGAGGCUAUUAGCACUCUCAAUGCAGACAUUGAUCGAUUGACGGCUCAAGAUGCCAUUCUAGAUUCGUUAACAAAGAAGGCUGAGUUGACGAAUAACGCAGCUGAACUGCGCAUCCUGCGCAAGUCGAAGCAGAGUUUAGCAAGAGAAAUACACCGCAAAGAGAUGCAGAAACAACAGUAUACUAUCCAGGAAAGCGACAAUAGCUUGUACGGAAGAGCUGCCGUCAACAUCAAGUCGAUCAUGGUAGGGAGAGAAGAGGACGGUCACGAGUUUGCGCUUUAUGUCAUCGAAGUUCGACGUCAAGCAGGUGACCAGAUGCCUGCUGCAGUGUGGAUGGUGACUAGACGAUACAGCGAGUUCCACGAGUUGAACAAGCGUCUUCGAGAGAGGUUCCCUGCUGCGCUGCUUCUAAUCCCGGCCAUCUGCCGUAGUAGAGAACUUCGCGCUUUCUUGUCUCAAUCGCGAAUCACAACAAAUGCUAUUGGCAGUCAAAUCGAUGAGAAAGACUUCGUGACAAGGAUAUAUAACUCGGUUACAGACGGCAUGGAGGAAUUUUUGGGCAACAUUCCAGUCCUUGAUCAACUCUCGGUCGCCGGUCAGAAUCUAAUCUCAGCAGCGACGGCGCAGAUGAGCGGAGUACCAUUAAACCCCAACGCCCCUGAGUUCUCAUCGGAUCCAGCCCACGCUGCAGAAGCCGAAGCGGAAAUCAAUGCUUUCGAAGACCGAGAAGCAGAACCGUUCGUCAAGCCGAUCUGCGACAUCUUCUUAGAGAUCUUCGAACUUCAAAAAGGCACCAGCUGGCUGCGAGGACGUGCCGUAGUUGUUGUGUUGCAUCAGCUCCUCGGUGGGACCAUCGAGCGCAAAGUCCGUGAUGCAGCGAAAGGGUUCGGACAGGAAGACUCGAUACUUCGCUAUCUAGAUCUCGUCAAGAAUAUCAUGUGGCCAGACGGUCAAAUGAAACAAGGCGGUGUUCCACGAACAGCGGUGCAAAAAGCGGCUAGUCAGAAAGAAGCAGGGCUCCUGCUGGCGACGUUGGUGCCGGAUUUGGCAGGAAGUGUGGUCGGAAGACAAAAUGCUCAGGCGGCGAGCAGAAAAGUGUUUGCAAUGCUGAAUAACCAGCGGUUGAAUACACAUCUGGUGUUCACACUGCUGGAUGAGCUGAUAGGAACCGUGUUCCCUGAAGCAAUUACACGAUGA